This is a messenger RNA of Exophiala viscosa, 2133 nucleotides long. RefSeq names its product DEAD/DEAH box RNA helicase. Gene Ontology annotation, molecular function: RNA helicase activity; RNA binding; ATP binding. Gene Ontology annotation, cellular component: nucleus. Lineage: Eukaryota; Fungi; Ascomycota; Eurotiomycetes; Chaetothyriales; Herpotrichiellaceae. Bases 82 to 2034 code for a protein of 650 amino acids. The transcript has 11 exons. The record is from RefSeq and is a predicted model, not a curated record.
UCUUCCUUCUUUUAUCUUCAACAACAACACCUCUACCUUGUCCUUGUUCAGUCUUGCUAUCCUGCUUAUUGAACGACAGCUAUGUCUUGGUCCGUCCCUGCUCAGGACUCUUUCCCUCCAGCUGCGGCUCCAGGAAACAUGGCUGAGGCUCCUUUCGAUACCGCUGACAUGGCCGCCGCCAUCACCGACGCAACCAACGGUACUGGUGCCCAGGCCCCCAAGCGUGAUGAAGAGAGUUCGAAGCGUGCUCGAGAUCUUGGAUGGGUCGAACCACAGUCGUACAAGUAUGACGCGACUGCUCCCACCGUCAACAUCUAUACUACCAAUGACGUGCCCGAAGUUGAUGAGGAAGAGCAAGUUGUGAGCGUUCACCAGACCAGCACUUGGGCUCACGAUGCCGCCAAGUAUGAGUGGCAGGAAGAGUACGGCGAUGUCGGUCCACGCAAUGAUGCACUUGAGAAAGAACUCUUCCAGGGUGAUCACAUCAAUCGUGCUGGUGAGAAGUUUGCAAAUCUUACCCGCAUUGAGGUCAUCGUCGAGUCCAAGACUCGUGUUGACCCGAUUGGCAAUUUCAAGGACGCUGGCCUGCACCCGGUUAUGCUCGACAAUAUUGCUCUCUGCGGAUACGAAUUCGCUACUCCCAUUCAAGCGUAUGCCAUUCCGGCAGUCAUCACCGGUCACGACAUGAUCGGCGUUGCGCAGACCGGAUCUGGCAAGACUGCGGCGUUCUUGGUCCCUUGCAUCUCCAAGCUUAUGGGCAAGGUCAAGAAACUCGCUGCACCUCGGCCCAACCUCUCCGUUGGAUUCGAUGCUACUCGUGAUCGUGUUCGCGCAGAGCCAUUGAUCCUGGUCGUUGCGCCAACCCGUGAGCUGUGCUGCCAGAUCUUCGACGAAGCACGUCGUCUAUGCUAUCGUUCGAUGAUGCGUCCAUGUGUCGCAUACGGUGGUGCACCCAUUCGUGAUCAGAUCAGUCAGCUGGCUCGUGGUUGUGACCUUCUCGUCGCCACUCCAGGUCGCUUGCUUGACUUCAUGAGUCGUCCUGACGUGCUCUCCUUGUCGCGAGUUCGAUACACCAUCAUCGACGAGGCUGAUGAGAUGCUUCAUGACGACUGGGAAGAGGAGAUGGCAAAGAUCAUGGGUGGUGGAGACGCCAACACCGACGGUGAUCAUCGCUACCUCCUGUUCUCGGCUACUUUCCCCAAGCGCCUUCAGAAGUUGGCUGCCAAGUUCCUUGCUACCGAUCAUGUUCACGUGAGCAUUGGUCGUACUGGUUCUACCCACAUCAAUGUCAAGCAGCAUAUCAUGUGGGCCGAUCAGGACAAGAAGAUGAAGGCCCUGUAUGACUUGCUCAUCUCUAUGCCUCCAUCUCGCACUCUUGUCUUCGUUAGAUCCAAGAAGACCGCCGACUUCGUUGAUGACUACCUCUUCAACUUGGGUUUGCCGUCCACCUCAAUUCAUUCUGAUCGAACUCAGAGUGAACGUGAGGAUGCACUUCGCUCUUUCAAGGCUGGACAGUCUCCCAUUCUUGUUGCCACUGGUGUCUCUGGUCGCGGUCUCGACAUUCGCAAUGUUAUGCACGUCAUCAACUUCGACCUUCCGCUCGCUGAUUACGGCGGUCAGACUGACUACAUUCAUCGCAUUGGUCGUACUGCUCGUAUCGGCAACGAAGGUCUUGCGACUUCUUUCUACAACGACAAGGACGAAGGCAUGGGCCCAUUCCUCGCCAAGAUUCUCAUGGAAACCAACCAGGAAGUUCCCGACUUUUUGGAACAAUUCAAGCCUGAGGAUGGUGUCCUCAACUUCGACGAAGAAGAAGAAGAUCCAGGCAUGGUGACUACUGACGGAGGUCCAGAUGGUGGUGCUGCAUGGGGCUCGGGUGGUGACGCUACCAACAACGGCGGCGGUGAUGCGGGUGGUGACACUGCGGGUGGUGUUGCUUGGGGCUCAGGUGGUGGAAACGACGCUGCCGCAGCUCCAACUGAUACCUGGGGUGCCGGCAAUGACAGUGGUACUGGUACUGGUGCAGCUUGGUAAGCUCCAUUCGGCUUGAGAUGGCCUUCAUGGUUGACGGCAUGCGGAUCAGGUGGUCCAUCCAACAGCCAUCUCACUAUCACCUUAUGAAGAGCUUACCGA